AAAAGAAAGGGAAAGUUUAGUGAGGUUCUGCAUUCGUUUGCGAUUCGUUCCAGCCAUGGUUUCUCAGACAACAACAGCGGCGACGUCCGAGCCCAUCGUGGAUGUGGAGAUGGAAAGUGCCGAAGAUGCGGAGACGGCAAAGAAAGACGCCGAACUGCUGGCAGUACAGGAAAUCCGUGACCAUGCACGACAAAUCGAUAAGGCGGUCGUAAGUAAGGAACCUCGCUUCAUUCUGCGGGUUCUGCGCUCGCUACCGACAACGCGCCGAAAGCUGGCCCUGGUUGUGGUCCGUUCGCUGGCCGUACAGCUCUAUCCAGCCGGUUCGGAGCGAGACGGCAUCAUGGCGUACAUCGAAGAUUAUCCGGCGGGUGCUCAGGAACCGGAAUUGCCACGACCGCGGGCAGCGAUCAAGAGCCCCUUGCCAGAGGUUGACGCUUACUUCCAUCUGCUGCUGCUGGUACGCCUGCUGGAUAAAAACGACCUACCGAAGGCGACCAAAUGUUCUCAGGAUCUGAUGACGAAAAUUGUGGGUCAGAAUCGACGAUCGUUGGAUUUGAUUGCUGCCAAGUGUUACUUUUAUCACUCCCGGGUGUCUGAGCUUAAUAAUGAUCUGGAAAGCAUUCGUUCGUUCUUACACUCCCGGCUGCGUACGGCAACACUGAGGAACGAUUUCGAGGGUCAGGCCGUGCUGAUUAACUGUCUGCUGCGUAACUAUCUGCACUAUUCACUGUACGAUCAGGCUGACAAGCUGGUAAACAAGUCGGUUUUCCCGGAAACGGCUAGCAACAACGAGUGUGCCCGCUUCCUGUACUAUCUGGGACGUAUAAAGGCGGCCAAGCUGGAGUACAGUGUGGCUCACAAGCAGUUGGUACAAGCGUUACGAAAAGCACCCCAACAGGCGGCCGUUGGUUUCCGUCAAACGGUGCAAAAGUUGGUGAUUGUCGUGGAGCUACUGCUGGGAGACAUUCCCGAGCGAAAGGUAUUCCGGCAGGCUGCGUUGCGUCGGUCUCUUGGUCCGUACUUCCAGCUGACACAAGCGGUUCGUAUGGGUAAUCUGCAGCGCUUUGGUGAAGUGUUGGAAAACUUUGGCGAACAGUUCCGGCAGGAUCAUACGUUCACGCUGAUCAUUCGCUUGCGUCACAAUGUCAUAAAAACUGCGAUCCGUUCGAUCGGGUUGGCGUACUCGCGCAUCAGCCCGCAGGACAUUGCGCGGAAGCUGGGACUAGACUCGCCCGAGGAUGCGGAAUUUAUCGUUGCGAAAGCUAUCCGCGAUGGUGUUAUCGAAGCGACGCUGGAUCCGGAGAAGGGUUACAUGCGCAGCAAGGAGAGUACCGACAUUUACUCGACACGCGAACCUCAGCUCGCUUUCCAUCAGCGUAUUUCGUUCUGUUUGGAUUUGCACAAUCAGAGCGUAAAGGCAAUGCGAUACCCGCCGAAGUCGUACGGGAAGGAGCUGGAAAGUGCUGAAGAGAGACGAGAGCGCGAGCAGCAGGAUCUAGAGCUGGCGAAGGAGAUGGCCGAGGAGGAUGAUGAUGGAUUUUAAGUGUAGCAUGUCGAACGACGA
Molecule: messenger RNA, 1564 nt
Organism: Anopheles maculipalpis
Lineage: Eukaryota; Metazoa; Arthropoda; Insecta; Diptera; Culicidae
Gene: Rpn3
Product: probable 26S proteasome non-ATPase regulatory subunit 3
Exons: 2
Coding region: 56-1543 (495 amino acids)
Biological process (GO): regulation of protein catabolic process; ubiquitin-dependent protein catabolic process
Cellular component (GO): proteasome regulatory particle, lid subcomplex; proteasome complex
Molecular function (GO): enzyme regulator activity
Source: RefSeq, a predicted model, not a curated record